Amphimedon queenslandica is the source of this 680-nucleotide messenger RNA. Its product is annotated as density-regulated protein homolog. Gene Ontology annotation, molecular function: mRNA binding; translation initiation factor activity. NCBI's taxonomy places the organism in Eukaryota, Metazoa, Porifera, Demospongiae, Haplosclerida, Niphatidae. The record is from RefSeq and is a predicted model, not a curated record. Gene Ontology annotation, biological process: formation of translation preinitiation complex; translation reinitiation. The transcript is spliced from 7 exons. The coding region runs from base 1 to 609 and encodes 202 amino acids.
AUGGGGGCGCCUCAACCACCCACGUGUGGUAUGAAGGGAGUGGCUAAAAACAUGGCGGCAGCAACAGAUCCCCCAAAUGAUGAUGUAGAUCAACAAGAGGAAGAAUCUGAGGCCGUCAGCUACCCUCUGCAGGUUGAAUAUUGUGGAGUCUGUGGAAUGCCACCUGAGUAUUGUGAGUACAGCCCCACGACGGCUCAAUGUCAUGAAUGGAUGAAGAUACACCUGCCUAGCUAUUAUUCAAGACUAGUUGAGAAAGUUUGUGAAGGCGUUAGUGGACUUGCUGUCAGUGGAAAGAAACAAUCAAGAGGAGGAAAAGGAAUAAAGAAACCAAAGAAAAAGGAAGUAACCAGGUCCAUUAAUAUAAGUCAGCAGUUAAGGAGCAAGAAGAAGCAUGUGACGGUCAUUACUGGACUAAGGACUUGCGACAUUGAUCCAAGGAAGGCAAGCAAGCAAUUUUCAACUCGUUUCUCUUGCGGUAGCUCAGUCACGGGAGAAGAUGAAGUUGUGGUUCAGGGAGACAUCAUUGAUGAUAUGGUCAGCUUCAUACUGGAGCAGUGGCCAGAGGUUGAAGAGCAAUCCAUCCAUCUUGGAAAAGACAAGAAAAGAUGACAAGAUAAUUUUCGAAGACGAAUAAUCAAAAUUAAUUUUUAUCAAUAACAAAAAAUUAAUAAUAAUAAUAA